Molecule: messenger RNA, 561 nt
Organism: Myzus persicae (green peach aphid)
Lineage: Eukaryota; Metazoa; Arthropoda; Insecta; Hemiptera; Aphididae
Exons: 2
Coding region: 1-561 (186 amino acids)
Biological process (GO): DNA integration
Molecular function (GO): nucleic acid binding
Source: RefSeq, a predicted model, not a curated record
AUGGCUUUCGCAAAGGCAGUUACAAAUGCAAACGGAGCAGCAACAAUAAGUUUUAUAAUGGACUUAAUAACACCUUACGGGGUACCUAAAUAUUGUUGUGAUAGGGGCACCCAUUUCAAAAAUAAAGAGGUAGACUAUGCCUGUAAAAAAUUAGGUAUUUCUCAAAUUUUCUCUAGUGCGUAUCAUCCACAGACACAAGGUAUGACCGAACUUAUGAAUAAAAUCAUCUGUAAUAGUUUAUCACAUUAUGUAAAUGAAAAUCAAAAAGACUGGUCAUUAUAUUAUAAAAUGAUCAUUUUUGCUUAUAAUACUAGCCCAAGUUUGAGAUUAAAAGUAAGCCCAUUUUAUUUACUCCACGAUAUAGAAGCAAGCCAACCUAUAUAUAAUAAAUUAACUACAGAAGACGAGUUGUUUGACUUUACUAAAGCACUAAAGCAACUUCAAAAAAUUAGAGACACUAUUCCCAAAAUUGUUGAAAAAGAACAAGCUGUUCAGAAAAAACAAUAUGACAUAAGUCACAAAAAUAUAAAUUUCAAACUGGGACAAAAAGAGUUCAAUUAA